AUGAAUCCAGGCGGACCUGCUGUCCGCGUCCUGGCGACCGUGGACACGUCAUCGCGGCUUGCCUUUGUUGAGCCCAGCAAGAAGAUUCACGAGUCGCAGGAUGCAUCGGCCUUUCUGACCUCGAAAGCAUACACAGACAUCAUGACCUUUCUCCUGCAACUAAACCGGUCCAUGUUCCCCGCGAAGCUCCCCGACGGCACGACGCAAACAUGGCCCUUGAAUAGCGAAGCUGUGCCGUUCUCGGCGCCGGUGCGACAGCUCCAACGGCUGCUCUCGAAGCUUGAAGAUAUUAUCGAGGAGGUUCCACCCGAUACCGGCCCACGGCGAUUUGGCAAUAUCAGUUUCCGGCGGUGGUAUGAGGUUGUGGAGAGUCGUGCAUCGGAUCUGCUGGAGGAGUGCUUGCCCGCAGAGCUAUUGCAGAUGCCGUCGUCCGAUCCAGAUGGCCCCACGGCCGAGACGGAGUUGAAGGCAUACUUUCUGGGCAGCUGGGGGAGCGGGCAACGAUUGGACUAUGGCACGGGUCAUGAAUUAAGCUUUUUGGCUUUCCUGGGUGCGAUCUGGAAGCUGAACGGGUUUCCCAAAGCUGAGUCGGGGGUCGAAGAGAGAGCCAUUGUGAUAGGAGUGAUCCAGCCGUACCUCGAGCUAGUCCGGUUACUUAUCAAAACAUACACCCUGGAGCCCGCUGGUUCUCACGGUGUCUGGGGGCUGGACGACCAUUCCUUCAUCCCAUACAUUUUUGGAGCUGCUCAACUAUCACCCGCUAUAACGGACACGGACUUGACUCCCGAAGAAGGGUCUUUGCCAGAUGCUCCCAAGGCGUCCGACGUCGUGAAGGCUAGUACUGUCGAGAGGGAACGCAAGACCAACCUGUACUUUUCGGCAAUCGGGUUCAUCUACGACGUGAAGAAGGGUCCCUUCUGGGAGCACAGUCCCAUGCUCUAUGACAUCUCUGGGAUCCAGACAGGCUGGGCCAAAAUAAACAAGGUUGGAUUUUCUUUAAUUCAUGAUAGGUUGACACUAAUAUCCCGCCAGGGCAUGAUCAAAAUGUACAAUGCAGAGGUUCUUUCCAAAUUCCCCGUGGUGCAGCACUUCCCGUUCGGGUCCCUUUUCAGCUUUGAUCGAGAUCCAAAUGCCAUCGCUCCGCCAACCACUGCCCAUACCACAUCCGGGCCCCAGGCACGACCCGUAGCACCAGAUGCUGGUCCAUCUUCGACUACUACUGCCAGACCUAUGCCUGGAUCCGGGACCAAAGCUCCGUGGGCCACAACAGGGCCUGGGAUUGGAUCGGCGCCUCCGAUGGGGGCAACUGCAGCCCCAUGGGCAAGCGCAAGAAGAGAUGUUCCGACUGGUACUGCAAUGGGCAGCACAUCAAGGAUUCCGGCGUCUAUCCCCGAUACUUCAAGGAUGCCUCCCGGUCCCAUGGCUCCUACCAGAGCUCCGUGGGCAUCUUCUCCACCCCCCACGGGAUCCAGUGAUGAGGUUCAUACCAAGGCUCCCUGGGCAAAGCCAGGAUAA
Molecule: messenger RNA, 1515 nt
Organism: Penicillium riverlandense
Lineage: Eukaryota; Fungi; Ascomycota; Eurotiomycetes; Eurotiales; Aspergillaceae
Product: serine/threonine-protein phosphatase 2A activator
Exons: 2
Coding region: 1-1515 (504 amino acids)
Biological process (GO): mitotic spindle organization
Cellular component (GO): nucleus; cytoplasm; protein phosphatase type 2A complex
Molecular function (GO): protein tyrosine phosphatase activator activity; peptidyl-prolyl cis-trans isomerase activity
Source: RefSeq, a predicted model, not a curated record